CCUUUACUGUACGCUGUCCAAAUACUGAAUGAACUAACUUGUUUGUUCUGAAGAAGCUCCCAAAAAAAUGUUACAUAAAAAUUGUGAUAAGAAGCGACUAUUUCAACACAUGUUUCGACCGAUACUGAAUUAUUUUGAGUAGGACAUGUAAAUUCGUAAAAAAAACUCUAAUCUUUAAACCACAGUUAACUGCGUUGAUAGCAAUUAUGUUGCUGCACUGUAAUUCUUUCCGGCAGUCUAUAAUGAUGAAUAGCUUUUUUGCUUUUCCUAAUGUUUCGAUGCUUUUGGUUAUCAGACAAAAUUCUAAAUUAAGCUCUGCGCUAUCAAUCCAAACUGAAAAACUAAACGAAAAAACGAGAAACAAGUGUAUAUGAAUGAACGAUGGACCACCGAAAAGUUCAUUUCGUGUUCAGUUUUCAAAGUGUAAAGAAGUUCUCAAGUGGUCAAGUGAUUAGUGAAUAAAAAUUAUUAGGUUGCCAAGUGCUUUUAAUUCGGCACAUGUGAAUAGAAAGAAGAACUUACGGAGAGCAUACAGUCAGUACAGUGAAAAUAUUUUGUGAAACCGAUCAUUUUGAUUUAAGUGUAAAAAACCACAAAUCGUGCGCGAUUAUCAUUAAGGAGCACCCUACAACCAGAAUGUGUCUAAUCUAAUCUUGGUCGUGGUGGUGAUUUCGCAAUUGAGGAGACAAGUAAAAACAGGAAGUGAAAUGGCGAAAUUAAAAACGCUUUUGAUAUGCAUGGUGGUGUUGGCUAUAGUGACAUCAUGUUUGGCCGACGGACAACAAAGUAAUAAUCAUAAGAAGCAAGGCGGCCGGAAAAAGACUGAAGCAACAUCAGCGACCAAAUCAAAGAAAAAACCACAAUCUGAUGCUCCGUUGCCAUCCAAAAAGAAAUUGACACUACGCGAUGAGGAAUACGACGAUGGAGAUGGUGCAGAUGGAGACUAUUACGAUGAAAAUGAAGAUCCCAACGAGGCGGGUAGACAGCAGCCACCUUACAACAAAAAUAACCGAAAUCAUGGACAAACUGAAGCGGUAGCUGGAGGUGGCAGACCAACUCAACAAAGUGAGGCGGUUGUUGCACCGUUCACAUGUGAAUAUGAGGGGAAACGGUACCGAUCUCUUGAGAAGUUCAGCAGCGGGGUAAACGGUUGCGCUCAAUGUAUUUGUAUUGAUGGUAAUGUCAAUUGUGACGAGUCUAAGUGUCAAAUCUUGGUGGAUCCACCUGAAACGCCAAGUGUAAAUGUACCAUUGCCACCAAGACAACCACCAUCACCACCAGCAACCACAACAACGACCAAACAACCAAUCAUCCGAGCAGAUACACAAACAGGCAGCGAAAAGGGACCCUCGACACCUGAUCUCGCAUACUAUGCAAGCCGCUUAACCGAUGCCAAUAUUAAUUCACAGAAAGGACCACCACCAGAUGCCAUGUCCUACUAUCCAGAACAAUUUCAGUAUAUGCAAGCGCAACCUGGUUUGAGAGGACCGCCGGGACCACAAGGUCUUGCCGGACAACCUGGCUCUCCCGGAUCGCAAGGACCAAUUGGAGAACCCGGAGCUAUUGGCCCCGCUGGUCCAAGAGGACCCACUGGAUCCCCUGGAUCGCCAGGAAAGGAUGGAAUUCGUGGAGAAGAUGGCGAAGUGGGUUUGCCUGGCGUUGCUGGUGCGCCAGGUCCAAGAGGACUACCAGGUAUUCCAGGUAUACCUGGCAUGAAGGGUCAUCGUGGGUUUGCCGGCACGGAUGGCGCAAAGGGUGAUAAAGGGGAAUCAGGUGAAAAAGGUUUGCCAGGAAUUGGAUUGCCAGGACCACAAGGACCACCAGGACCACCAGGAAAUCGCGGAACGGAAGGAUUGCCAGGCCCUCAAGGAUUACGCGGUAAUGACGGUGCCAUUGGCCCGAUAGGUCCAUCUGGACCACAGGGAAAGCCGGGCUUACCUGGGUUUAUUGGACCGCCUGGAAUAAAAGGUGAUACAGGUUUGCCGGGCCAAAAGGGCGAUACCGGAGCUCCAGGUGAACGCGGUGAGCAUGGGCCUCGUGGCGAACCUGGAAAAGAUGGGUCGGAUGGCAAAGAUGGUGCCAAAGGAGACAAGGGCCAUCAAGGUUUGCCCGGAACGCCUGGUCCUAUAGGUUUUCCCGGUCAGCGUGGACAAGCUGGAGCAGAUGGUUUAAAUGGUGAAAUGGGGCCGAAAGGAAAUUCGGGUCCGCCCGGCGAACGUGGUGCGAAAGGAGAUGCCGGAGUUAAAGGAGACGCCGGUCAACCUGGUCCGAGAGGCAUUGGCAGUGUAGGCCCUGAAGGACCAAGAGGCAAAAGAGGCAUGCGGGGACCAAUUGGUUUGCCAGGUCCACAGGGAGAAAGAGGCGCAAAUGGACUCCCGGGUAUGCCAGGAAAUGAGGGCCCCUUGGGGCCUAAGGGUCAUGCUGGUGACACCGGUGCUCAGGGAGCCAUGGGUCAAAAAGGGAGUCAAGGGGACGCAGGAGCACCUGGCGUAGCAGGUCCGAUCGGAUUACGAGGUUUACCAGGCAAAAUUGGGGCACCUGGUGUGCCAGGCGAACGCGGCCCACAGGGAUUACAAGGGAAAACUGGUGAAAUUGGACCGCAAGGCAUUCAAGGAAUUCCCGGGCCAAUUGGUUUGCCAGGUGACAAAGGUUUGACUGGAGAACGAGGACGUGACGGCGGCAAAGGACCAAUCGGUCCAGCGGGAGAGAAGGGAGAACAAGGCGGCAGAGGUGAACGCGGUGAGAAAGGCGAUCGUGGAAAUGACGGUGAGCGCGGGGAACCUGGCUCAAUCGGACCACGUGGCUAUUUGGGAUUGCCUGGUGCACAAGGAAACAUUGGUCCACCUGGAGUCGGUGUGCCUGGUUCGCCUGGCCCCAUCGGACCUAUUGGCCCUCGUGGCAUUCGUGGUGAACGCGGAGAGCAGGGAGAGCGUGGAUUAAUUGGACUUACUGGAUCGCAAGGAUUGAAAGGCGAAAAGGGUGACCAAGGAAAUGAUGGUCUUGUUGGUGUUCAAGGACCUAUGGGAUUGAAGGGUCACCAAGGGUCACCUGGAAUUGGAUUGCCCGGCCAAAAAGGAGAUAGAGGAAUUCAAGGCAUAAAGGGCGAACAGGGCAUACAAGGUGUUGAUGGUGGUCAAGGUCCUCCAGGAAGACCCGGUGAAAGGGGUGCGCAAGGUCCCCAAGGUGCCGUAGGGCCAAUCGGGGAACAGGGAAUUCAGGGUGCAAGAGGCUUGCCUGGAGAAGUAGGACAACAGGGAGAACGUGGAGAGCGCGGUAUACAAGGACUGCAAGGACUACAAGGUUUUCCUGGGAUUCAAGGACCGCAAGGUAUCAAAGGAGACAAGGGAUUGACUGGGGUAAAAGGUGAAGAAGGCAAAGUCGGCAAAGCAGGUCCACCGGGGGAGAGAGGGCCGCAAGGAUUGAUCGGGUUGACUGGGCCCAAGGGUCAUAAAGGAGAUAUUGGAUUGCCAGGACCACAAGGCAUGAUCGGCCCAAUUGGACGACAAGGCGCACCUGGACAAGCGGGCCCACCAGGACCACAAGGUAUUCAAGGCGAGAUCGGCCUUACUGGUCCCAAAGGAGUUGCAGGAGACAUUGGCAGACCUGGUCAAACUGGCCCGCAGGGCACACCAGGUUUCGAUGGACAAAAGGGAGAAAAAGGGGAACUAGGCGCAUCAGGUGUAGCCGGAAUAUCAGGACCAAGAGGAGUGCCAGGGGAGCGAGGACUGCCAGGAUUACCUGGGGCGCCGGGAGUUGGAGUUCGUGGAAUGCGAGGUUUGAGAGGCGAAACUGGUUUAACAGGAAAACAAGGUGAAAUAGGUCCAAUGGGUCAAGUUGGUUUGCAGGGUCAACCAGGUCCUCAAGGUCCGAUUGGCGAACCAGGCCCAGAAGGUCCCAUCGGAAAAACUGGAGAAAAGGGUAAACAAGGAGAAAAAGGAGUUCAAGGUCCAAUCGGAAAUCCAGGGCCAACAGGUCCACCUGGUUUGCAGGGAUUGCCAGGUUUGCAAGGUCUAGUUGGAGUUUCUGGCGAACGCGGAGAAAAGGGCGAACAAGGCGAACAAGGUAGCAUCGGUAUGAGAGGAAAACCAGGACCAUUGGGUCCAAGUGGUCCUAAAGGAGAUCGUGGUGAGCCUGGACCGGAAGGUCAUAAGGGCCACACUGGAUUGCAAGGGAUGCCAGGAGCACCAGGAUCUCGUGGAGAGAAGGGCGAAAAGGGCCAAGGCGAACAAGGACCAAUGGGAAGAACUGGUGAACCUGGCCCACGCGGUGCACCAGGUCAUUCAGGCCAACAAGGCUUAACAGGACCUAUGGGUCCGCCUGGUCCCCCUUGCUCCGAUGGUAAACCCGGAGCUCAAGGUAUACAAGGUCCGCCAGGGCCUCCAGGUCCUCCGGGUGAAAGUCAAGGAUACGACACAGCAUUGCUGGCAGCAUUGACCAGCCAAAUGUCAUCGAUAAAUAACAACAAAGGACCAAGCAGCGGUGACAUCCAAGAGGAUAGCCCAACCGGCAAUCAUCAUCGUCAACUAACAUUGGAAGAACAACGAAAUCUACUCAAAAAAGCCUACGAACAGUUGAAGCGCAAUUUGGAUAACUUGAACAAGCCCACCGGUCAAAAAGACUCUCCAGCUAGAACAUGCAAAGAGCUUGUACUGGCCCAACCACAGCUGCCUUCCGGUGAUUAUUGGAUCGAUCCGAAUGAGGGCGAUAAAAAAGAUGCAAUUUUGGUGCACUGCGACAUGCCAACGAAAACAACAUGCGUUCGUUCUCAACCACAGCGCAGCAACAACAUUGAGUACGUUGGCGAUGAAAGAGAGAUUUGGCUGAGCGAAGUUCAUAAUGGCAUGAAACUCACCUACAAAGCCGAAAGCAACCAAAUCACACAUUUACAAAUGCUAUCGACUCACGCCUCGCAAAACCUCACUUAUCAUUGCAAGAAUUCGGUCGGCUAUUUCGAUGCCGAGAAAAACAACUACCAUAAAUCGUUGAAAUUGUUGGCCUGGAACGAUGCUGAAUUGACGGCGAAAAAUUCACAACAAUUACGCUACGAAGUAACCGAAGAUGGAUGCAAGACACGAUCGCACAAUUGGUCAAAGACGGUGAUUAGCUACAAAACUGAGAAACCAUCCAGAUUGCCAAUUGCAGAUGUGGCUGUUCGAGAUAUCGGUAUUGCUGGUCAACAAUUUGCCGUGGAAAUUAGCCAAGUCUGUUUCCAAACACAAGACUAUGACGAUCAAUAGAAUUACUAGCUAACAAAUUGUAUUUCAAUUUAUAUGUAAAUAAUCUCAACACUGCUGCUGCACUCUUCGGAGGCAAUACACUUUAAGCGACAACAUCUCAGAAUGUUAUUGUUGAAGCACGGGAAGAUCGAAUACAUGUUUCCAAAAUUCUAUUCGAUUUUAACAAACACAAAUUAUUGGAUAAUGUAUCUGUCAUUCAGAGUGCACGAUAUAAAUAAAAUCAAUUAAUUUUUCACUCAAGUUUCGAUUCGACUUCAUCACCAUAUAAUGAACUACUUACUACCUACUACCAUGAGAAAUAAUAUUGCCAUAACA
Sitodiplosis mosellana (orange wheat blossom midge) is the source of this 5552-nucleotide messenger RNA. RefSeq names its product collagen alpha-1(I) chain-like. NCBI's taxonomy places the organism in Eukaryota, Metazoa, Arthropoda, Insecta, Diptera, Cecidomyiidae. Gene Ontology annotation, molecular function: extracellular matrix structural constituent. The record is from RefSeq and is a predicted model, not a curated record. The transcript has 58 exons. Bases 708 to 5237 code for a protein of 1509 amino acids.